Molecule: messenger RNA, 4698 nt
Organism: Vigna unguiculata (cowpea)
Lineage: Eukaryota; Viridiplantae; Streptophyta; Magnoliopsida; Fabales; Fabaceae
Source: RefSeq, a predicted model, not a curated record
UUCUCCAUUCACAAUUUCAUACUUUACAACCUUUGAAUGAAUAUUACUACUCACAUUUAUAAUGGCGAAUCAAACUUAUCGAAUGUUUGAACAGUCCAUUCGUAAUCUAAAGAGAACUGUGGAACAAAGCUGAGAAAAAUUGCGAUAAAAGAAAAUGAUGUUCCACUAUCCUUAAAGUCAAGUCUUCGUCGUAAAAUAGCCAAAUACUCUUUUCAUCGGUAUACCAUCCCUGCACUUGGAUUUCAAAUUACACACUUCCAUUCACCAUCCACUCCAAUCUGUUCCAACUCCAACCAUGGCAGAACUUGUUGGUGGUGCUCUUCUUUCGGCCUUUCUUCAGGUUGCAUUCGACAGGCUGGCUUCCACUCAGUUUGUUGAUUUCUUUCGUGGGAGAAAACUUGAUGAGAAGCUUCUAGACAAUUUGAACAUCAUGUUGCACUCCAUCAAUUCUCUCGCUGAUGAUGCAGAACAGAAACAGUUCAGAGACCCACACGUUAAAGCAUGGCUUCUUUCUGUCAAGGAGGCUGUCUUUGAUGCAGAGGAUCUCUUGGGUGAAAUAGAUUAUGAACUCACCAGAUGCAAACUCGAAGCUGAAUCCCAACCUCAAACCUUCACUUACAAGGUAUCAAAUUUCUUCAACUCUACUUUCAAUUCAUUUAACAAGAAAAUUGAAUCAGAGAUGAAAGAAGUCCUAGAAAAACUAAAAUAUCUUGAACAGCAAAAGGAUGCUCUUGGUUUGAAAAAGGGUACUUCUUAUUCUGAUAGUAAGGCGUCACAGAAAUUGCCAUCAUCUUCUUUGGUGGUUGAAGGUAUUAUCUAUGGCAGAGAUGCGGACAAAGACAUUAUCUUUAAUUGGCUCAGAUCUGAAACCGACAAUCAUAACCAUCCAUCUAUAUUUUCCAUUGUGGGCAUGGGUGGAUUGGGUAAGACCACACUCGCCCAACAUGUAUACCAUGACCCAAAGAUGGAGGAGGCUAAGUUUGAUAUCAAAGCUUGGGUUUGUGUUUCCGAUCAUUUUGAUGUUUUGACAGUGACAAAAACAAUUCUUGAGGCAAUCACUAACUCUAAAGAUGAUAGCGGGAACCUAGAAAUGGUUCAUGGAAGAUUGAAAGACAAAAUAUCAGGAAGGAAAUUUCUUCUUGUUUUAGAUGAUGUUUGGAACGAAGGAGGAGAAGAAUGGGAAGCUGUUCGAACUCCUCUUAGCUAUGGGGCUCCAGGAAGUAAAAUUCUUGUCACAACACGUAGUAAGAAAGUUGCUUCUAACAUGAGGUCUAGAGUGCAUCUUCUGGAGGAAUUACGAGAGGAUAAGUCUUGGAAUGUUUUUGAAAAACACGCAUUAAAAGACGAUGAAAUUGAAUUGAACGAUGAUCUAAAGGAGAUUGGUAGAAGGAUAGUUGUGAAGUGCAAAGGAUUACCUCUUGCUUUGAAAACAAUUGGACGACUUUUACACACAAAGUCAUCCAUUUCAGAUUGGGAAAACAUAUUGGAAAGUGACAUGUGGAACUUACCAAAAGAAGCUAGUGAAAUUAUCCCCGCUUUAUUACUAAGCUAUCACUACCUUCCUACUCCUCUCAAGAGAUGCUUUGCCUAUUGUGCCUUAUUCCCCAAAGAUUAUGAGUUUGUGAAGAAGGAGUUAAUUUUGUUGUGGAUGGCUGAAAAUUUUCUACACUGUCCUCAAGAAAUUAGACAUCCAGAAGAAGUUGGUGAACAAUACUUUAAUGAUCUAUUGUCAAGGUCUUUUUUUCAACAAUAUAAAAAUAAUUUCGUCAUGCAUGAUCUUUUAAAUGAUUUGGCAAAAUAUGUUUAUGGGGACAUAUGUUUUAGGUUGAAAUUUGAUAAAGGAAAAUAUAUACCUAAAACAACCCGUCAUUUUCUAUUUACACCCGGUGAUGUCAAAUGUUUUAAUGGUUUAGAGAGUUUAAGUGAUGCUAAAAGAUUGCGUUCCUUUAUUGCAAUUGUACGACUUAGGGGACGUUACCUGUGCAACUAUCCUUGGCAAUUCAUGAUUUCAUUACAUGAUUUGUUCUCCAAGAUUAAGUUUUUACGCGUCUUAUCUUUAUAUGGUUUUAGCGGUCUCAGAAAGGUCCCUGAUUCUAUUGGUAAUCUUAAACAUCUCCAAUCGAUAGACCUUGAGUAUACUCAUAUACAAAAACUACCUGACUCAAUAGGUUUGCUCUAUAACUUGUUAAUACUGAAGUUGAGCAAUUGUUCAUAUCUGGAGGAAUUGCCCUCAAAUUUGCAUAAACUCACUAAAUUGCGUUGUCUGGAAUUUGAAGGAACAAAAGUGACAAAGAUGCCAAAGCAUUUUGGAGAAUUGAAGAAUCUUCAAGUACUGAGUACGUUUCUCGUUGAUAGAAACAAUGAGUGCAAUAUUAAGCAAUUAGGAGGACUCAAUCUUCAAGGAAGUCUAUCAAUUAAGGAGGUUCAAAAUAUUGUGAAUCCUUUGGAUGCAUUAGAAGCAAAUUUGAAAAAUAAACACCUUGUGAACUUGGAAUUGGAAUGGAAGAGGAAGCACAUCCCUGAUGAUCCAUUGAAAGAAAAGAAAGUACUUGAGAAUCUACAACCUUCCAAACACUUAGAACGUUUGUCUAUCAAGAAUUAUGGUGGAACAGAAUUUCCAAGUUGGGUAUUCAAUAAUUCAUUAUCAACUUUGGUGUUCUUAUGUUUGGAGAACUGUAAGUAUUGCCUAUGUUUGCCUCCUCUUGGACUUCUGUCAUCACUAAAGACCCUCAAGAUUAGAGGGUUUGAUGGAAUAGUGAGCAUUGGUGCUGAGUUUUGUGGGAGCAACUCUACUUCGUUUACAUCCUUGGAAAGUUUGGAAAUCGACAACUUGAAGGAAUGGGAAGAGUGGGAAUGUAAAACUACUUUUCCAUGUCUUCGAUAUCUUUUUAUCAAUCGAUGUCCAAAGCUGAAAGGUACUUCAGAGCAACUUCUUAACUUAAAGGAACUAUUUGUUAGUUUACGUGGUAAGCUCAUAAUUUAUUCAUGCCCACUUGUGAAUAUUCCUAUUACCCAUUACGAUUUUCUUGAAGAAGUGAUAAUUAAUGGUGGGUGUGACUCUCUUACCAUCUUUCCGCUAGAUUUCUUUCCAAAGCUACAUUUACUUCAUAUAACAGGGUCCCGAAACCUACGAGGAAUUUCAAAUGAGCACACUCAUAAUCAUCUCAAGGAAAUGAAAAUUGAUGAAUGUCCUCAAUUUGAAUCAUUUCCUAGUGAAGGUUUAUCUGCUCCGCAGCUAUGGAAAAUUGAGAUUAAAGGAGCAAAGAAUUUGAAGUUGUUGCCAAAACGCAUGCAAAUCCUACUUCCCUCUCUUACUGAGUUGCGAAUAACUGAUUGUCCACAAGUGGAGAUGUUUGAAGAAGGAAGUUUGCCAUCAAAUUUAAAAGAGGUGUCUCUUUCAUGUUUCAGACUUAUAGCCUCCCUGAGAGAGGCUUUGGGUGCCGACACUUGUCUUGAAACAUUGUCUAUUAUAGAGGUGGACGUGCAGUGUUUCCCUGAUGAAGGUUUGUUGCCACCCUCUCUUACCUCUCUAAAAAUCUACAAUUGCCCAACUCUCAAAAAGCUGAACUACAAGGGUCUCUCCCACCUCUCAUCUCUCAGACUUUUUAGAUGUCCCAGCCUUGAAUGCUUACCAGAGGAGGGUCUGCCCAAAUCCAUCUCUUUUCUUCAAAUAUGGUAUUGUCCAUUGCUUAGACCGCGUUGUCAGAAUUCAGAAGGCGAAGAUUGGGGAAAGAUUGCUCACAUUCAACAACUGUCUAUUGAUUAGAGUAGAAGAGACCCUCUUUUGUGAUCUUCUUCUUGACCACUAAUUGUGUCUUUAAUCGAUACUUCUGAAAAGAUGGUAAAAUCUGUUUCUACCACCAAUGUACCUAAACAAGUCCAGGGCAAACCGCUACAUAGAGAGAGAUUGAAUCAAAUGUAGUUGUGAAAUGAAAUGUAAAUACUUAAGACACAUUCUAAGGACAAGAAAUUGUAUUUGCUUUCUGAGCUGGGAAGUAGAAUUCAAGUUGUUUCUGAGUUUGUACCUAAAAGAUGGUGCAAAAGAAGCAAUUGAAGAGUCUCUUUAAAAUUUCCAGAGGCUACAAUUGGAGAUGGUGGGGUCAAUUUCACCAUUUACUGUCUCAAGGCACUCUUUGCUACUCUUCGCCAUUUACUGUCUCUGAGGUAUGUAAAAUCUUAACCCCUUUUCAGUCUCUUCCAUUUUUAAACCCCUUUUAAAAUCUUAACUCCUACUUCAUAAUUAGUUGUUCAUGAUUAUUCAUUUUUUUUACAGCCUUAAAACCUCAUAACAUUUUUGGAGUAUGCGUUUGCAGGUUGAGGGCCGGAUUUCUAUUUCUUUUUUCAUGCUGAGUGUGGUUUUGUAAUUCUGUAGAAUCUUUGUAUUUCUUCUUAUUGAUAAGAUUAUUUGUUUAUUGUUGAAAAAUCCCAAGAAGAAAUUGGCAUCAGAAACACAGGCCUUAAGUUAAAAGGUUCAAAGUUAUUACUUUUAAAAUCCCCGUGGAAUUGAUGUAAUAGUGAUUUAAUAUUGGGAAUACAACAUUGUUUUACCUCUUGUCUCCAGCUAUCGCGGAUCCAAUUUCUGUACCAACUCAAGAUAUGCUUAUUGGACUUUACAUAUUAACGAAUGGGAAUCGUCGGGGUAUUUCUUCAAAUAGGUAUAAUCCACGUAAUUGCAGAAAUUUGAAAAAUGAAAGAAUU